Molecule: messenger RNA, 7951 nt
Organism: Hydra vulgaris (swiftwater hydra)
Lineage: Eukaryota; Metazoa; Cnidaria; Hydrozoa; Anthoathecata; Hydridae
Cellular component (GO): kinesin complex
Molecular function (GO): protein binding; [protein-PII] uridylyltransferase activity
Source: RefSeq, a predicted model, not a curated record
CUAAAGCUGUUUAAAUAAAUAGAGCAAAUUUAUUUGAGUUCUUAAGAAAAUCAAAAUCAAUUUUUUUCACAAAACAGUACUAAGUUUUCACGCUGCAGUUAUUUGCAAAUCAGCUGGUUGCAAAUGAAAAAAUGUCUAAAAGUUUUAGAGUGAAUCUCCAAUAUCAUUACAGCGAAGGAAAUAUCGAUAGUUAUGUUAACAAUAUUAUCAAGUACAAACUCGGAGGAUUUAAGAAAGAUGAACAUUCUAAUGACUAUAAAUUUCUUCUUAACAAUAAGUUUGGAGUAGGUUACAACUCAUAUUUCGUUCUGUACUUGGGAUCGAAGGAUAGUGCUGGUAAACCUUUAUUAGAUUUUUUUUUUGAUAAAUCAAAACAGCCUGUUCCUGAGAAGAGAGAUGAUUGUAAAGAUGUUUUUGGUGAAUUAAUGCCGGUAAUGUUAUCUGAAAAAAAUUGCAAAGCAAAAAUAUUGUUUCCUUUCAAUAUAACUAAUAAUCACUGGCUUAUUGGAGAAAUUGAUUUAGAUAAAAAAGAUGAUUACGUUUCAGUAAUAAUAUACACACACAAUCCUUAUGGUGGUGGACAGAUGUCAAAAAAGAACUUUAGCAUACUCAAUAACUCUUUGCAGGAAAUCAUAGAAAUAAAUGGUUUGAAGGUAACCUCAAUAACCAGUCUGCCAAGUCCUUUUACUAAUGCUAGACAAACAAUGACAGAUGAUACAUCUUGUGGCGUAAUUGUUGCUGAUGAGCUAGUGAAAAGAAUAACCGAGAAAAGCCUUACCAUAUCAUCACCUUAUCCACAAGGUGCCGAGCAGUUACGUAUAUCACAGCUUACUUUUCUACAAGAAAUUUUAGGAGAAGGUAAUCUACAUUAUCAGCUCUUUAAAAAACAAGUUACGCUUAAAGAAACUUAUAUAAAUGAAAAUUCAUCUAUAGCCCUUGUAGACUACGUUGUAAAACCAACAAUAGAAGCAAGGCUAUCAAUAGAAGAAGUAAAAGAAAAAGUAGAACAAGUAUUAAGUUCAAAAGAAAGCAACAUUAAUAAAAUUAUUCAACUAAACAAAAUAGAGGAAAACCACUAUAAACCUUUGAUCCAGCAACUAGCUUAUAAAGAGAGUCAAGAAGAACUAAAGGAUUUAGUUAUAGUUCUUAUGGAUUUAGGCUAUUUAACCGCCAAGCUAGGAGAUUUAAGUCGCGAACUAAAAUAUUACAACGAAGCUGCAAUAUUUUAUCAAUAUGUUAAUAUUAUACUAGAUGAAAAGUUAAAAGAGAACAAAAAUGAGUUUAUAACACAACAUUUAGUAAAUCCAUAUAAACAACUAUCCGAUAUACAACAGGUGAUAUACUCCAUAAUUGGUGGAAACCAAGAAAAAAUGACGGUUGUUCAAGAAGAAGCGCAAGCUAAUAAAGAUCUGUUAUUAGCAUUGCGAAAAAAGACUGAUUUCUAUAUGGAGCAGAUAGAAACUCGUUGUCACCAAGUAAAAAUUGAUACCCAACAAGAGAAAGAAAAAUAUACAGAGUUUUACGUUAAUGCCACAAGAGCACUCAUUGGAUAUAUAACUAAAUACAUGAAAAAGUUUUUAGCUAAGUUGUAUAGCGCUAGUGAACAACAAAUAACAGUUCCUUCACCUUGUAAAUAUGCAAUAGUAGGACUUGGUUCGAUGGCACUACAGCAAAUGACGCCAUACUCAGAUUUGGAGUUUGCUAUUCUUACUGAGAAUGAGGAUUACAAAAAAAGUGAUGACCCAAAAAUAAGGGAGUAUUUUAAGAACUUAAGCCAAUUAGUAAACUUUAAGGUUAUCAAUAUAGGAGAGAGCAUCAUUCCUACCAGUAAGUAUAAACUAGAUAUGAGCCACCUAGUACAUGUAGGAGUUAAUUUCGAUCUAGGAGGCAAAACACCACUUGGAAGAAUAAAUCAUGAUAAACCGUAUGAGCUCAUAAAAACUGUAGAUUGGAUGCUACAUUAUGUGCUAAAUAAAGAAAAUAAAUCAUGUCAUAUAGAUAAAAACUUACCAUAUAUCCUAGAAAAUGUUUGUUAUGUGUAUGGAGAUGAGAAUCUUGUAAAAACUUAUCAAGACAAAGUUACAAUGUUUUUGCACAGUGUAAGUAUAGAAGACCCACACAAUAGAUUAAACUGUGAGAUGAGAGCAAUUAAGAUAUUACAAGAAGGUACGGUAGAAUUUGAUUAUCUUCAGAAAACGCCGAAUCUAAAGCCUAAAGAAACGUUUUUUAAAGGUGAUUUAAUUAAAUUAGAACCUAACUUAUUAAAUACUAAAGGCAGAUUAGUUGAUGUGAAGCAGGAGAUCUACCGGUUACUUGAUCGCAUGGCGUAUAAUCUUGGUUUGUAUUAUGGUAUUGAAGGAAAGAGUGCGUGGGACACAGUAGAUAAACUAAUGGAUCAAGGAAUAAUUACUCAACAAGCAGCAGCUAAUCUUAAAUAUGCCAUAACCUUUGCCACUACCCUGAGAAUAAAGACUUAUUCGCACAAUAAAGCGCAGAAGGAUGAUUUGUCAAUAUUUGUCAAACCAGCUGAAACUGAAUCUGAGCUUAAAGAACAAACUAAACAGAUAUUCCAUUUAUCUAAAGUUGAUUUAGGAGAACAAGGUAGUUUGUUUCAAUAUUUUUAUACAGCAUUACCUUUACAUGAAAAAGUAAAAGAGUUUUGUGAUCAACACAAAACCUUAACUAAUGAAAAUAAGCAAGUUUUUUUUCGAAACACUGAGUUUUAUAAAGAUGAUUUUACUAAUAAAGGCUUUAUUCAUUUUAGAUUAGCGCAAUAUAUGGAAGCUCAAAAUAAUUUAGAAGAGGCAAAAAAAGACCAAAACAAUCAAUAUAAUUUACAAAUAGGAUAUACUUUAGGAAAAAUAUAUAUUAACUUUGGUAAUAACGAAAAGGCUAUCAAUCAACUAGAGAGGUGUUUAGAGAUUGAAAAACUGAUUUACCAAAAUGAACCUCACCCUGCUGUUGCUAUUUCUUUAAAUAAUCUAGGGUUAGCCUAUAGAGCAAAAGGACAAUAUGAUCAAGCAAUUUACUAUUGUGAGCAGAGCCUAAAGAUGAACAAACUUAUCUACAAAGAUGCACAUCAACCUGAUGUUGCAGCAUUAUUAAAUAAUCUAGGAGCACUCUAUAGUGAUAAAGGGCAAUAUGAUCAGGCAAUUAGCUAUCUUGACGAAAGCCUAAAGAUUCAAAAUUUAAUCUACCUAAGUGAACCUCAACAUAGUGUUGCCGAAACUUUAAAUAAUCUAGCGUCUGUUUAUGAUGCUAAAGGACAAUAUAAUCACGCGAUUAACUACUACGAGGAGUGCCUGAAGAUUCAAAAACUCAUCUACCAAGAUGAACCUCACCAUGAUAUUGCUACUUCAUUAAAUAGUCUAGGGUCAGUUUAUCAAGCUAAAGGACAAUACAAUCAGGCAUUUAAAUAUUAUGAAAAGAGCUUAAAGAUGAAAAAACUUAUCUACCAAAAUGAACCUCACCCUGAUAUUGCUAACUCUUUAAAUAAUCUAGGCUCAUUUUAUAGCACAAAAGGACAAUAUGAUCAAGCAGUUUACUACCAUAAGAAGAGUCUAAAAAUGAAUAAACUCAUCUAUCGUGAUGAAGCUCACCCUAAUAUUGCUAUUUCUUUAAAUAAUCUAGGGUUAGUUUAUAGAACUAAAGGACAAUAUGAUAAGGCAAUAAAGUACUGUGAGCAAAGUCUAAAUAUGGAAAAACAAAUUUAUCUAGAUAAACCUCACCCUAAAAUUGCUGCUUCUUUAAAUAAUUUAGGGUUAGCUCAUAAUUCUAAAAGACAAUAUGAUCAGGCAAUAAACUACCAUGAGCAAAGCCUAAUGGUACUAAAACUCAUCUACCAAGAUAAACCUCACCCUAUGGUUGCUGUUUCUUUAAACAAUUUAGGUUCAGCUUAUCAAGCUAAAGGACAAUAUGAUCUUUCAAUUAACUACUAUGACCAGAGCCUACAAAUUCAAAAACUCAUCUAUCAAGAUGAACCUCACGCUGAUAUUGCGACAUCUUUAAGUAAUCUUGGGUUAGCUUAUGAAGAUAAAGGACAGUAUGAUCUAGCUAUUAACUAUUAUUACGAAAGUCUAAAGAUUCAAAAACUAAUUUACCAAAAUGAACAUCACCCUAAUGUUGCUGCUUCUUUGAACAAUCUUGGUUCAGCCUAUCUAGGUAAAGAACAAUAUGAUCAGUCAAUUAACUAUUAUGAGAAGAGCCUAAAAAUGAAAAAUUUCAUCUACCAAGAUAAACCUCACCCUGAUGUUGCUAAUACUUUAUUUAAUCUAGGGUUAGCUUAUAAAUAUAAAGGGCAAUAUGAUCAGGCAAUUAACUGCUAUGAAAAGAGCUUAAAGGUUCUUAAAUCCAUCAACCAAAAUAAGCCUAAUUCUGAUCUUGCUGUUUGUUUAUACAAUCUUGGGUUAGCUUAUGAAGCUAAACAACAAUAUGAUCAGGCAGCUAACUACUACAAAGAGUGUCUAGAGAUUCAAAAACUCAUCAAUUAAGACUAGCUCAUCUUGAUGUUGGUACAUCUUAUUAUAAUUUAACUAAAUAACUACUUUAAACAGAGUCUAAAGAUGGAAAACCUCAUCUAGCAAGAUAAACCUCAAAGUAUAUUUGUUACUUUUUUAUAUAACAGGUAAGUCUAUCAGGCUAAAGAAACAUAUAAUUAGACGAUAAAAUAUUCCGGUGAAAGUCUAAUAAUAAAUAAACUUAUCUGCAAAGAUGAAACUCACCCAAAUUUAUGGUCAUUUUUUAUUUCUAUAAAUAAUACAGCGGCGUUAUUGACUUCUAAGGCAGAGUCUAAAUAUAAAUAAGCUCAUCAUGAUAAACCUUAACCUAAGUUUUCUGCUUCAUUAAAUAACUUAGGAUUAACUUUAAAUGUAAAAGACAACAUGAUAACUUACUAAAACCAGAGUCCAAUUAUUCAAAAAAUCAUUUAACAAAUUGAACUUUACCUUAAUGUUGCUUUUUUUUAAAUGAUUUAUGAUUUGCUUAUUUAGCAAAAGAGCAAGAUGAUCAAUUAACUACUCUGAGCCCAAAGAUUCAAAAACACACAUAGACUUAAUGUUAUCCUGAUGUAGCUACAUUUUUAAUUCUUUAGGGUUAGCUUAUAGAAAAGAUAUACAUAAUCAGAAAAAAAACUACUGUGAGAGAGCCUAAAGAUUCAAAAUUUUAUCAACCGAGAUGGCCCUCACCCUAGCGUUACUAAUUUAAUUAUUAAUCAAAUGUUACCUUAUUUAGCUAAAUGAAAAAGAAGCAGGCAAUUAAAAACUAUAAGAUGAGCCUAAAGAUUUUAAAAGUCAACAAAAUCAAAAAUACCCUAAUUUGGCUGCAUCAUUUAAUAAACUAGAGUUGGCUCAUCAAGCUAAAAUAAAAUAUGGAUACUACUAUCUACUAUAAAGAAAGGCUAUGUAUAUAAAAACUCACCUACCAAGUUAAACCUCAAUCUUAUGUCGUUGUUUCUUUCAAUAAUCUAAGAUGAUAAAGUUAAAUAACAAUAUGAUUAGGCUAUUUACUACUGUGAGAAGAGUCUAAAGAGGAUUAUACUAUUUUACCAAAAUGUACCUUGCCAUAAUCUUGCUGUUUUGUUAAAUACUCUAUAAUUAGCUUAUAAUAAUAAAAAAAAAAACAAUAGGUAAUUGGCUACAAUAUAUAGAGCUUAAAGAUUCAAAAACUCAUCUACGAAGACUAACCUCACCCUGGUGUUGCUGUUUCUUUUACAAAUCAAGGGUAAGCUUAUAAAACUAAGGGACAAUAGUAUCAGGUGAUUAACUAAUUUGAACACAGUCUAAAGAUGAAUUAACUUAUUUGCCAAAAAGAGCCUCAACUGAUUGUUUUAUUAUAAAAAUAUAAUAAACAAUCAGUUGAUUGACUACUGCAAGCAAAGUCGAAAGAUUAAAAAUCUCAUUUAACAUGAUAAAUCUCAACCUAAACUCUACCACAACAUUAAAAAUCAUCUAGGAUUAGCAUAUAGAGUUAAAGGACAAUUCAAUCAGGCUAAAAACUACUGUGAGCAUAAUUCAAAGAUGGAUAAACUCGUUACCAAAAAGAAUCCCAACUGUUGCUACUAUAUAAUUUAGUUUGAGCUUAUUAAGCUAAAAGACAAUCGGAUAGGCAAUUUACUACUAUAUUGAGAGCCUAAAAAUUCCAUAACUCAUCAAUCAAAAAUGAGUUAUUAGCGGGACAGAUGUCCUGAUUUACAAUACAAAUUAAAUGACAACAUUUUAGUGAAAGUAAAAUAUUGAAGACAAACCCAUUCAUUUUUAUUGUGGACUUAAUACUAUGUGAAUUAAAAAAAUUUGCAAAACUUUAUAUAUUUAUUGGAAAUUUAUUACCAUUCUAUAGCGAAUUAAAAGUUAUUGAUUCUAAUGCGCUAAACAAAAAAAUGUCAAAAUCCUAAAGUAUAAAUAUUAAAACCUCGAUUUUGAUCAUCUUUUAAAUCUAAAGCUUUGGCUGCUGAUCAAAACCACGAGACACGUUUGAAACUACACAAAAGUUCAUUCAAAACAUUUGGAAAAUGUCCUAUAUAUAUCCUAUAAAUGUUAGUGUAUGGUUAGGAGAGAGUUGAGGGAAGUGGAACGCGUGAGAAGUGGAACAACACAAAACUCUAAUUAAGAAUGGUCAUAAUCAAUAUUAACUAAUGAAAACAAUGAUAUAAUAGCUCUCUAUGUAGCAGACAUUGGUUUGUCUUCCUGCGUUUGGAAAAAGCUACAUUUUUGAAAAGUAUCUCUAAAAAAUGAUUUUUCGAGGGGUAGAGCGGGCCAAAAAAAUUAAACGAUCUUCCAUUGUUCCCAAAACAAUUUUGUGUAAAUAUAUUGUGGAAACCUCUUGAAUAUUUUAGUGAAGAUUAAGCGGUUUAUCAUUUUAAUAGAUUUUAAUUAAUAAUUUUUGUUGAUAUGUUGUUAAUUACUUGGUUAUUUCACCUCACCCACUACCUGUUCUACUUUACCCUAUUGUCACGGUUUCUCUAAAAUUAAAAAUUUAUUUUCUUCAUUAUAACCUGCUGUCUAUCUUAGGAGAGGGAAUCAGUGACCGAAUUUUUUUUUUAUUGUUAUUUAGGUGCCUCAAGAAGACCUAACAGUCUUGUCACAGAGCACUGCGGAAGUGCAUUUAACCAGGAAGUUCAUGCCUUCUUUCCUUACCGUGACGCGAAAAUAAGUCCAAGACUCGUUUCGAUCCUGGAUCUCCUGCUUAUAAAGCAAGCACUCUAAUAACUGCACCACGACCACAAAUGAUGCUUUAUUUAUUAAAACUUGUUUGGCGCAGUACAUACAUCAUAUAAAAAAGAUAUUAAAAUUACACUAGAAUUAUGUCCCACCUCUUCCCACUCUCCCUUACUAAUUAUGCAAACAAAAAAGUUCAGUUUUUAAACCUCAACAAAUAAAAAAAUGAGCUUUGUAGCACAAUUGGACAGAGUCACUUAUAUCAAGUUUCUCUAAUAUACAUAGAAAAUGACUUUUUGAAAAGCAUUGAUAUUGACGCUAUGAUUAAAAAAAUUGCGGAAAAAAAAAGAUGUUUUAUUAAUUUGGGAUUACGUUGACAUCUAUCCUGAUUGAAGCACUCAGAAGUUAAACUAUACAAUUUUGAACUACUUUUCUCUUCUAAUAUGACGUAGAAAGUAUUUCUUCAUAAAUGUGUUGUUCCCUUUACUGUUUUUAAAGUUUAAAAAAGCGUGAGGCGUAUUGAGGCGGUUUCACUAUAUGUGAUGCGAAGCGUAAGCCUCAAUGCGCUGCGCAAUGCGCUCAAUAAUACUGAAGAAAAAUCAUUCUUUCAUUAGAAGUUCCAAAAAAAUUAUAGAAGUUCCAAAUUUCAACAGAUUCGAAAUAAACAUGGUCUAAUUUCAUAAGUCAUAACCCAUCAAUGAUCGCCAUUGUCACAAUAACUUGUGCUACUAUUAGGAUCCUCAAGGGGAUUAUCCAUAAUAUUCAAUUUAACCUCUUCUUUUUUUUUCCUUCUCGGCAUA